UAAAUUCGUACAUUGUUCAUCUUCAUUUGGUGAAUGCCAAAAGUAGAGAGGACGCAGAGGCUGUGGUGUUUUAAGGUUGAAAUUUAUAUUUUUUUUUCAGAAAAAGGAGAAAAAAAAUCAGAAAGAGGCUAUAAUCCAAGAAAAUUAAGCAAAUUAGGCACAUCUUGAAGAAGGGAACAGCCACCAGAAAGAUAGAUUUGCUUUCUUUAACUCCAUCACUGCUUUUUCCCCCCUUUAUCUCUUCCCUUCACCUUGGGCCUAUUUUCAAGAAUUUAAUCACUGACCCAGCUCACAAAUACUCAAUCUUCACUCCUUUUACUUUUCUUUUGCUUUGUUUUUCAUCAAAGCACCAACAGCUAUACUCCAUAUCAUGCCCAGAUCUUGUUACUUGCCGAUCUAGCUGAAUACUUGAUUGGGAAUCUUUGUUGAAAUCGGAAAAAAGGGAAGCUGGGGUUGGACUUUACAGUUUAUACAUCCUUUCUUUACUAUAAAGGAAGGUCUUAGGCUUGGUAUAAAUGGAAGUAUGUUCAUCAUGCAUGUUUGCUUCUGGUGUUGGAGCUAAUAGUGAAUGCAAAGGUGGAUUAUAAUGGUAGAAAUUUUUUGCUGAUAGGAUCACAGAUUUGCUGCAUGUUUUUUUCAUCCUUCAUUGUUGACAGUGUGCCUUCUGGUAAUUUGACUGGUGUGCACGGCUGAGUUCGCGUGAAGAAGAUUGUCAUUUGUAUUCCUUAGAAAUGAUUAAAAACAUACUCAAUAGGCUCCCAAAGAAACAAGCUAAGUUAACGGAAAAUCGUGAUGGAGGAUCCUCUACUUUCUCCUCGAAUGCUUUGGCUAAUUCAAGAAGCACUACAGGUUCUCGGUUGGGCAAUUCAAAUGCUGCAUCUCUUUCGGGGUUAAAUUCAACUUAUAAUUCUGAUCUAAAUCCUGUAACUAAAUUUCUUGAUGCAGUAAAAGUAAACGGUAAUGCAGGAGGAGUACCAUAUGAGGCACUUCCUAGCUUUAGAGAUGUCCCAAAUGCAGAAAAGCAAAGCUUGUUUAUCAAAAAGCUGCACUUGUGUUGUAUAGUGUUUGAUUUUACGGACCCCACAAAAAACUUGAAGGAAAAAGAUAUCAAGCGGCAGACAUUGGUGGAGCUUGUUGACUACGUCACUUCUGCAAACGGGAAAUUUACAGAAGCUGUUAUGCAAGAGAUUGUAAGAAUGGUAUCCAUAAAUUUGUUCCGGACACUCUCUACUCAGCCUCGUGAAAACAAAGUCUUAGAAGCUUUUGAUGUGGAAGAAGAAGAGCCAUUGAUGGAUCCUGCCUGGCCCCAUUUGCAAAUCGUCUAUGAAUUCCUUCUCAGGUUUGUGGCUUCACCAGAAACAGAUGCAAAGCUGGCUAAGCGGUAUAUUGAUCACUCUUUUGUUCUAAGGUUAUUAGAUCUUUUUGAUUCAGAAGAUCCCAGAGAAAGGGAGUACUUGAAAACGGUUCUGCACCGAAUAUAUGGAAAGUUCAUGGUACACCGCCCGUUCAUUCGAAAAGCGAUCAAUAAUAUAUUCUACCGUUUCAUUUUUGAAACUGAGAAGCACAAUGGAAUUGCUGAGCUGUUAGAAAUCUUAGGCAGUAUAAUUAAUGGAUUUGCACUGCCAUUGAAGGAGGAGCACAAACUUUUCCUUGUUCGAGCUCUCAUUCCGCUUCACAAACCAAAAUGCAUACCCAUGUACCAUCAGCAGCUAUCUUAUUGCAUCACUCAAUUUGUGGAGAAGGACUGCAAACUUGCUGAUACUGUUAUAAGGGGCCUAUUGAAAUAUUGGCCAAUCACAAACAGUUCAAAGGAGGUUAUGUUCUUAGGUGAGCUUGAGGAAGUCUUAGAAGCAACUCAGCCUCCAGAGUUCCAGCGAUGUAUGGUUCCUUUGUUCCGCCAGAUUGGUCGUUGCCUGAGCAGUUCACAUUUCCAGGUGGCUGAGAGGGCUUUGUUUUUAUGGAACAACGACCAUAUCGAGAACCUAAUCAAACAAAACCGUAAAGUUAUACUACCAAUUAUCUUUCCUGCCCUGGAGAAGAAUGCAACCAACCACUGGAACCAGGCAGUGCGGAGCUUGACGCUAAAUGUUCGGAAAAUCUUCUCUGAUGUCGAUCCUGAGCUGUUUGAGGAGUGCUUGCUCAAGUUCCAAGAAGACGAAGAGAGAGAAAAAGAAAUGGAGAUUAAGCGUGAAGCAACAUGGAGGCGCUUGGAAGAAAUUGCUGCAGUGAAAGCUGCCAGCAACGAACCAGUUCUCGUCCCUAGCAAAUUUAAUACCAACAAACCAUCUGGUUAGAAACUAUGGAUGUUCCAACAUUUUCUUAUGCUUCCCGAUUUUUGGUCCAUCAGUUCGUGAAGGGUGAAGGACUCUGCUGUAUGAGGAAUGGAGCGAUCGAUCUUUGAUAUAGAAAAGAGUACUGUAAAUAUAGAAUUGGUGGGAAACAAGAAGAGGUUUUAGGGUCUGCAAUGAAGCAAAUUUGUUUAGUGCUAUUGGCCGUUUUUUACUGAAUGAUGAUGUUGAAAUUAAGAUUUCCAUUUUGCAAGUAUCUAUUUACAUAAAUCUUGAACUUGGUGUUUCAUUUGUAUACUCUGUUACUUGAUUAUAGAUAGUGUUUAGUUUCAUAAUGUA
Messenger RNA from Olea europaea var. sylvestris, 2627 nucleotides. Its product is annotated as serine/threonine protein phosphatase 2A 57 kDa regulatory subunit B' theta isoform-like. Gene Ontology annotation, cellular component: protein phosphatase type 2A complex. The record is from RefSeq and is a predicted model, not a curated record. Gene Ontology annotation, biological process: signal transduction. Bases 732 to 2294 code for a protein of 520 amino acids. Gene Ontology annotation, molecular function: protein phosphatase regulator activity. The transcript has 5 exons. Lineage: Eukaryota; Viridiplantae; Streptophyta; Magnoliopsida; Lamiales; Oleaceae.